AUUAGCAAUAAAUAACACAUUAAAAUUAAAUAUAAGUAAACGUUUAUUAAAAAAAAAAAAAAGAGAGAAUUAGCCAAACACGGCUUUCUUCUUCUUCUCGAUCGGAAAAAUCAAAGUUUCUAAAAUUUGUUGGAAGCAAGAAGAAGAAUCAUGAAUCCAGAUUUCGAUCAUCCUCAUCUCCCAAACAUCAAAAUCCACCACCCUUCAUCACCUCGCCACUCCCACCACCACUCCUCCUCCACUCCUUCCGCCGCUACUCCAACCCCAACCGCCGGUGCUCGUCGUAAGAUCGGAGUCGCCGUUGACCUCUCCGAAGAAAGCGCCUUCGCUGUUCGCUGGGCCGUCGAUCACUACAUCCGUCCCGGAGACGCCGUCGUCAUUCUCCACGUCUCUCCCACCUCCGUUCUCUUCGGUGCCGAUUGGGGUCCUCUCCCUCUCCAAACUCAGCCUCCUUCCGUCGUCGAUCCCGUCGCUCCGGAUCAGAAACCGCAGCCUAGCCAGGAGGAUUUCGAUGCUUUCACAUCCUCCAAGGUAGCGGAUCUCGCGAAGCCAUUGAAGGAAGCUGGGUUCCCUCACAAGAUCCACAUAGUCAAGGAUCACGAUAUGAGAGAGAGGCUCUGUCUCGAGACUGAACGACUCAAUCUCAGCGCCGUGAUCAUGGGAAGCCGAGGAUUCGGCGCUGAGAAGAGGGGAAGUGACGGCAAGCUUGGCUCUGUUAGUGAUUACUGCGUUCACCACUGCGUUUGUCCCGUCGUUGUUGUUAGAUUUCCUGAUGAUCGUGACGGUCCUGCUCCUGGAAAUGGUGGAGGUACUCGGGGAGCUAUUGUCACCGUCAAAUCAGGUAGAGACGAGGAUGAUGAUGAUGAAGAACAUGACCAUAAGGCUGCUGCUCCUUCCGCUCAUCAUGAACAUAUCAAAGAUGAGUAAUGUGCCUUAGUAUCUCAUUGGAUUCACCCUCUUCACAGCCAGGUACCACCGCGGAUUUGGAAAACAAUGGGUUUUAGUGGAUUUGUGCAGAGGAGUGUGUUUGUGUGUGUUUUUGUGCCAUCUUUUGCAAUCAUUAAGUCUCUGGGAUCUCCUCUGGAUUAUUCUCAGUCCUCUUUUCAUAAUUCUCCCUGUAUGAUUUUCGCAUUAAAACAAGUAUGCAGUAUGAACACUUGAUUGACCAAAAAUGAAAAGAAAAAAGUAUGAACGCUUAAACCCUUUUGGGAUUAUGAUCUU
Molecule: messenger RNA, 1221 nt
Organism: Eutrema salsugineum
Lineage: Eukaryota; Viridiplantae; Streptophyta; Magnoliopsida; Brassicales; Brassicaceae
Product: universal stress protein PHOS34
Exons: 3
Coding region: 151-927 (258 amino acids)
Source: RefSeq, a predicted model, not a curated record